CUCGUAUCUCGACUAUAUUUUUAGGAUCAUUGUACGGAUGCGUGUCAACUGGAAAUAUCGUCAAUUGUUUGUUGGAUUUAUAAUCAAGUGAAUUAACUUCUUCAUGAGUCUGGAGAUUCAUUGACAUUAUCAUUGACAUUGAAGAACUGUUAAUAUUUAACUAAACUGUCACAAAUAAUAAUUAUGUAUUGAUUGCGUGAAGUGCAUGUAUUUUUGAACUAAAAUUGUAGCAAGUAGAUAAAUAAAAUAUAAUGAAUUAAAGAAAUAAUCUUAAUAUCCGGUUAUGAUUAUUCACAAACAAAAGAAUGUGACAAAAGAAAUAUACCGAUAGUGUCAACAAAUAUAAUUUCUUGUAUUUAUCGAUAACUUAUCGAUUUAGUCAUGAAUAUACCUAUAAAUUCAACUACUAAUUUGAUUUCAAACUUAGACUUAAAUGAUACUGAUGACAUGUACAGAUGUGGUGCUGGAUGGGAUACUUUUCAUCAAGAAUACAUCAAAUUUCAUGGAUGGGCUAGUUUAUUAGUUUGUACCUUUGGUUCGAUAGCAAAUACAUUAAAUAUUGCAGUUUUAACUCGUCAUGAAAUGAAUUCACCGACUAAUGCCAUUUUGACCGGAUUAGCAGUUGCAGAUUUAUUGGUAAUGCUGGAGUAUAUUCCAUACGCAAGUCACAUGUAUUUAUACCACAGAUCACGUCGAGAUACGUAUACAUAUGGUUGGGCAGUAUUUGUCUUAAUUCAUUCGAUUUUCACACAAAUCUGUCACACAGUUUCUAUUUGGCUGACAGUUACUUUGGCAAUCUGGAGAUACAUAGCAGUAGCACAUCCUCAAAGAAAUCGUGAAUGGUGUAGUUACACAAGAACAGUUGUUGCUAUAAUUGGAGCUUGGAUAAUUUGUCCAUUAAUCUGCCUUCCACUUUAUUUUACAACUGAAGUGACACCCAAAGAUGAAGUAUUUACGUUACAUGGAAAUCUACCGAUUGCAAAUUCUACCGAACCACUUAUUAAUGGAACAGUUUGGUUCGUUAAUUUAAGUAAAACUAUGAAAGCUAACGAUCUGCUCAAUUUACUUAAUUUUUGUACGUACAGCGUAGUGAUUAAAUUAAUACCUUGCGUAGCUUUGACAAUUUUAAGUUUACGUCUCAUCAUGGCACUCAUGGACACGAAGAAGAGAAGAAAAUUACUUACAACUACGUUCCUAGUAGAAGAUUCUAAUGAUCGAGCUCAAGAUCAUGUAUAUAAAAUAAGAAGAAGUAGAAAAAAAUCAGCUAGAAUGUUAGAUAAAGAAAAACAGACUGAUCGAACUACAAAAAUGUUAUUGGCGGUGUUACUGCUGUUUUUGCUGACUGAGUUCCCACAAGGUGUUCUUGGACUACUCAGCGUGAUACUGGGUACUGAGUUCUUCAGAACUUGCUACGUAAAACUUGGUGAACUUAUGGAUAUCUUGGCUUUAAUAAACUCAGCGAUAAAUUUUAUUCUAUAUUGUGCCAUGAGCCGCCAAUUUCGAACGACGUUCAAUCAGUUAUUUUGUAGACGAAAAUUAUUUGGAAGAUGGAUGCCUGUUCCUCAACAACAAAACAAUAAUGGACACACUGUUGCCGCUCACACUGUUACUCAAAUUACGCAAGUCUAGCGUAUUCAAAGCUGUUUGUCAUGUUAGAAUUUGUUGUGAUUCAUCGCGUUGCUAAAAAUCACAAUAUUAUCAACUUCAUCUGAAUAUGAUUCCAAUUAUCAACCACCAGUAAUAAAAUUCAGUAAAUUGAGUAACAGCUACUUAUUGAUUUAAAAUGGAUUACAAUGAACGAUCGCAAUUUAUAAAUAUAUUUAUUAUGGUAAAUCGUGUGUAGACUUUAAAAUUCUGUUCUGCGAACUGAUAAUUUCAAUGAAUAACUAUCUUAAAUCCUCAUUCCAUUUUUUGGAAUUUCAAUUUAUUUCAUAAUUAUACAUGCAUUUUAAUAAUUUACUAUUCUUGCCAAUGAUUCUACAAAAGAUGUGUAUUUCGUGGAGAACCAGGCAAUAAAAUAUGGAUUGUCGAAUAAUUUGUCCAGCUGCUAAACUAAAUUUUGCUGUUUAACGAGAUGGACCGUUAAUACAAAGGAAAAUUGAAAUAUAUAUUCUAUGUAAUAUAAUCAAAGAACCAACCAUUGGAGUUUUUAAAAUAAAUAAGAAUGCACUAAAAUUAACUUCAUAUACGUAAUAU
This is a messenger RNA of Chelonus insularis, 2196 nucleotides long. RefSeq names its product sex peptide receptor-like. Gene Ontology annotation, molecular function: G protein-coupled peptide receptor activity. Gene Ontology annotation, biological process: G protein-coupled receptor signaling pathway. The record is from RefSeq and is a predicted model, not a curated record. Lineage: Eukaryota; Metazoa; Arthropoda; Insecta; Hymenoptera; Braconidae. The transcript has 2 exons. The coding region runs from base 382 to 1629 and encodes 415 amino acids. Gene Ontology annotation, cellular component: plasma membrane.